Rhizopus microsporus ATCC 52813 is the source of this 765-nucleotide messenger RNA. Its product is annotated as DUF572-domain-containing protein. The record is from RefSeq and is a predicted model, not a curated record. Gene Ontology annotation, biological process: mRNA splicing, via spliceosome. Bases 37 to 765 code for a protein of 242 amino acids. The transcript has 5 exons. NCBI's taxonomy places the organism in Eukaryota, Fungi, Mucoromycota, Mucoromycetes, Mucorales, Rhizopodaceae. Gene Ontology annotation, cellular component: post-mRNA release spliceosomal complex; U2-type spliceosomal complex.
UUUUUUUCCUUCUUUCUUUGAGCUACGGCCUUUUAUAUGCAACCAUUCAACAAAUACUACCCACCUGACUGGACACCGGACAAGGGUUCCAUCAACACAUAUCAAGGAAAGCAUGCGUUAGGAGAUAGAGCUCGAAAGCUGAAAGAAGGCAUUCUAAUUGUAAGAUUUGAAUUACCAUACAACAUUUGGUGUUUGGGUUGUAAUGAGCAUAUUGGACAAGGUGUGAGAUAUAAUGCAGAAAAGAAAAAGAUUGGCAAUUACUAUAGUACACCCAUAUACCAGUUUCGAAUGCGAUGUCAUUUAUGCAGUAAUUGGAUAGAGAUUCAUACUGAUCCAAAGAAUACAGCCUAUGUUGUUGUCAGCGGUGCACGAAAGAAAGUGGAAGAGUGGGAUCCAAAGGAUACGGAGGUCAUCCAGUUCCAAGACGAAAAAGAAAAGGAGCAGUUGGAGACUAACCCGAUGUUUCGAUUGGAACAUGAGGUGCUUGAUAAAAAGACACUGGAUGAUUCAGUGCCGCGCAUUAGCCAGUUACAGCAACUGAACAACCAGCAAUGGGCCGACCCUUAUACACGUUCACAACAGCUACGAAGAAGGCUUCGAGAAGAAAAAAAGAUGGACAAGGCAGCAAAGGAAGAAGCAGACAAGAUACGAGAUAAACAUUCACUACAUAUAGAAUUGUUACCCGAGAUGCCUGAAGAUAUAGUGAAAGCCAAAAGUGUAGAAUCAAAAACGAUUAGAAACGGCCGUAUCACCGUUAUUCCGUAA